AUGAAUUGUGAAAAUCAUAAUAUUAAAUCCACUCAUAUAUGUUUUCAUUGCAAAAAGUUGAUUUGCAAACAACAUUGUUUUUGUGAUCAUUUCAAAAAAACUCAUCGAGAACAGUUAGAUAAAAUAGAUUUAUAUUUAAAUGACGUAGAAGAUAUCAAAGAGUAUUUAAAUAAAUUUUUUCAAAAAAAUCAAAAAAAUCAACAAAAUCAACAAAAUCAAUCAGAAAUAUUCAUCGAGUUCUUAGCAGAAUCAAUUUGGAAAGUACUCAAAAUUUCAACGGAUCGAUAUCUUUACAUGUUGGAAUCAGAAAAAGAGAUAGCAGAGUAUUUCAGGAAAAUACACAAGUACUUUACAGAUCUAGAGGCAAAGUUUAAAAGAUCCAUUUUUGAAAACAAGGACAAAUUAAAAACACAAAUCAAUAGUAAAGUAAAAGAUUUACAAGAGUUUAUAAAGAUAGCAAUAGUAAAUAGUGAAAUAAGUACAAAUAACAAUAAUAAUAAUAACAGCAACAAUAACAACAACAAUAGUAACAGCUUAAAUGGUGCAAUAGAUAAUAACAGUAGUGAUGAUAUGGAUUGCAGUCAAUCAGAAACAAAAUCAAAGGAGGAGCCCAGUCAAGAUCGAGCCGAACAAUAUUCAAUAGAAUACAUAGCGAAAUCAAUUUCAAAUAGCUCGAAUAUACAGUCGUUUGUUAAUGCCAACAGCCAGACUUUGUUCAAUCAUAAUGUGGACGAUACUAUUAAUAUUUUACGAGAACUUCACAAAGAUGACACAGAUUCAAUAUUAUUGGAUGUCAUUCUUAAAUACAUGAAAGAACCCAAUAACCCAGCAGCAGACCUAAUCAGCAAUAACUUCGACAGCGACCAAUACUAUAAUGACAUUAGGCUAUGUAUUAAGGAUAUUGAUUUCAGUAGAUUCGGCCCGAUCAUACAACAAACAAUAGGUUUAGUGGCGUCAACACUUCCCCCAAGUAAAACCGAUUUACAAGGAAACUACAUCAUGUCUACGUACCAAUCAAACGAUGCCACAAAGAUUGAAGGAGGAGUCACUCUUAUCAACACAUCAAACAACAAAUCCGAGGAAUUCGCUAUUGGACAUUGUUUUAAAAUGACUUAUUCAUCGAAUAUAACAAUUGGUGAAAAUAUCUACAUAUUCGGUGGUAAAAAUAAUAUAAAUCAAUGGCGCAGGAUUUCAAUCAAAGAUAAAUCGACUAUCUUCGGUGAGAUGAUUGGAAUCCAAGGUGAUUGCUUUAUAUCAGUUUGUUAUGAUGGUCAAGAUCAUAUCUAUUUGGUUAAUGGUUUCAAAACCAAUAGAAUCGACCGAUUCAAUAUCAAGACAAUGCAAUUCGAUCAAAAAUAUUUUCAAUUUACAGUGGAUUAUGGUCAACAGGUAUCCUCGAUGAUCUUCAAAGCUUGUCACGAUAACAAUGGUACGUUCUACAUUCAUUCACGAGAUCCAGAAGUGCAAUUCAUCCGAUACAAUGUUGAAAGCACUCCAAAGGUAACCAACAAUCUACAGUUAAUUCCUGACUUAACCCGGGAGAAUGCAUACUUGAUGCUGAUGUAUCAGCGUGAAUCUUCAACAUCAAGUUUUGUCUACACAUUUGGUGGUACUAAAUAUGGUAAUUUCAGAUAUUCGAUUGAAGAUAAACUAUGGGAACAAUACUUUAUGAAUAAUGAAAAAGAUGGAAAAGAAAGGUUGUGCAAAGUAUUCAGGAAAUACACGAGUUCAUUCGCCGAAGGAGAUAAUAACAAAAAAUUGAUAAUAGUUACACUUUCUUAA
Molecule: messenger RNA, 1782 nt
Organism: Heterostelium album PN500
Lineage: Eukaryota; Evosea; Eumycetozoa; Acytosteliales; Acytosteliaceae
Exons: 3
Coding region: 1-1782 (593 amino acids)
Source: RefSeq, a predicted model, not a curated record